Molecule: messenger RNA, 6542 nt
Organism: Phaeodactylum tricornutum CCAP 1055/1
Lineage: Eukaryota; Bacillariophyta; Bacillariophyceae; Surirellales; Neidiaceae
Gene: Sec7D
Exons: 5
Coding region: 1-6507 (2168 amino acids)
Biological process (GO): regulation of ARF protein signal transduction
Molecular function (GO): guanyl-nucleotide exchange factor activity
Source: RefSeq, a predicted model, not a curated record
AUGUUGGAUGCCUGGAGCGGUGGGUUCAAAGGCUUGGGCCUCGCGUCGGGUGACGUGCCGGGCAAGAAUGGCAUAGCAAUCAAUCCACACACUCUUUUUCUGCAUUCCAAGCUCCUACCCUUGUUGGAAAAGUUACUCCGGGAGACCCGCACGCGGAAAACCAAGGAUGUCAAUACGAAUCUUCAGUCGGCUAUUUUAGCGCUUCGAACGUUUCUGACGGAAGAUUGGCCUCCAUCCAAAGCUGGUACGACAACAAACCCCGAGACGGGGGCGGCGCAGGCAACCUCUCGGGCCAAUGCCGGCCAUACGAUAAGUAAGUCUCCAAUGGACGGAGUCCACACCGAGGCUGAUGUCAAAACAGUGACGAACGACACAACACUACUCAGCGAGGAAACGGAAGAAGAAGAAACCCAGUCGGAAACAACUAUCGAAACGGAAGUUGCGGAACCCCCGGAGGAAGCCCCUCGUAUUCCAGACGUGAAGGCGCACGCCAGCGAGGAUGCCGCGGUGGAAGAGAUCACGGAACAUCCCGCCGAAACGGACCAAGUUGAGCCCACCUCAGUACCACCAGAACAACCGGGAGCGAUACCGGGUUUGGAAAAACCACCGGCGCCUACGAGUGACUAUGACGAUGACGGCAUCCCCAAAGACGAUCCCCAAACGCGCGAACCGGUCCACGAGUCCGUCGUCUCCACGCUCGAAGUGCUCAUGCAGAUUCUGCAGCAUCCCUCCAAAACGAACAAAUCGGUGGAGUAUAUCCUGGAUGCUAUCAACCUGUUGGUCUCUUACCGGUACGUGUCGGGUCGAGCGGGAGGAAGGGAUGACGUAUCCGGAUCAGGAUCCCAAACAGCCGUUUCUACGGAAAACGAGACGGAUGAUACGGUGGUGCAAGAACUCAGCGCCCCGUCGUCCUCUUUGUUGCAUCGUCUCUUAGAGAGUGUCGCCAAGUGUUCGGAAAUUUUAAACGUCGAUGUCAUUCACAUUUGCUUGAUCAAAACGUUAACGUCCAUCAUGACGUCUCCCAAAUGUGGCGUGCAUGAAGCAUCCAUGCUGUUGUGUUUGAAAGCAACCUUUCACGUCUUUCUGGUGACGAAAUCACAAACCGCCAAGGACAUGUCCAAAGCUGCGUUGCUCGACAUGCUGCGCUCCGUCUUUUCGCGCAUGGAAGCAUACGACGUUAUUGUGCGGAGCCGUCGGCAUCACUUGGUCGGGUCGGAAGCCAGCGAGACGGAAAUUGCUACCGAUACGUCAGCGACGUUGGCCUCGCAAAUUGAUCUUUCCACUGGUAGCAACGGGAGCGACAACACCGGCACGUACCGUCCGCCUCCAUUUACUUCUCAGUAUCAUACCGAUAGCUACGUUUUGUUCCGCGCCUUGUGCAAAAUGAGUGCCAAGGAAUUACCCGCCGAUACCACAGAUUCGGAAUCGAACACCACUUCCAACCGACUUUUUUCCACAAGCAGCAACGCAACGGACCCUAUGGCUUUGAAUAACAAACUCUUGUCACUCGAUUUGAUUCUGUCCAGUCUGGAUUAUUGUGGGGAUGCUUUUGGACGCGAACCGCGCUUUUUGCACCUGGUGCAACAUUAUUUGUGCGUUAGUCUCUUGCAAAACUGUAUGUCGCAUCAAACUCAAGUGGCUUUCUUGUCCCAAAAGAUAUUCUUGAUACUGGUUCACAAGUUUAAGGGCCAUUUGAAGCAAGAAAUUGAAGUCUUUUUGUCAAACAUAUUUCUGCGCGUGUUGGAUUCUCCGAAUUCAAGUUUCAAGCAAAAGGCCCUCGUUUUGGAAUCAUUGCGAUCCUUGUGCCGGGAUCCAACGUUGUUAACCCAAAUCUUUCUGAACUACGACUGUGACUUCAAUGCAAUGAAUCUUUACAAGGAUAUUGUCCAUCAAUUGACCAAACUUGGCGGAAAGGCUACCACAACGCUUUCGAGUUCAUUUACGAAGAAAGAAGCGGAAGAAGAGUUCGAGCUUAGUUUGGCUGGUAUGGAAGUGCUCGUGACUAUUCUCAAAGCGUUUUUACGCGCACUGGCGCUUCCGGGAGGAGAGGAUGAUACGGAUGACACGGCUGGAGCUGCAAUUCGUGGUAUUUUGCAACUAGACGUAGGUUUGGCUGCGACCAGCAAGUCACCUAUCCACCCGUCGACAGCAUCAAGUGCGUCUAGUGUAGUGUCCGAGGAAUUGCCAAAAUCCGACGGGAACGAAAGCGCAGAGGGAAAUCGAAGCGCUCAAGUGGCGGGAAGGAUUGUUGAUGCCUUCGAAAUGAAACGAAACGCAGAGCAGAACUUUGAGAUCGGGGCUGUCAAGUUUACGCUCUCACUGAAAGGUGGCCUAGCUUUCUUCAUCGCCAACGGUUUUGUUCGACGGAAUGCACGAGAUAUUGCUCUGUUUUUCUUGCGUAACAGGGACAAGCUGGACAAGACCCAAAUGGGUGAGGCGCUUGGGCGUGAACCCGACGCUGCCUUUGUCAAGGAAGAAGGUCUGGAAUCCGACAACGGCGGUCCGGGAUUUUGGGUAAGGAUUCUUCAUCACUAUGCUGACGCUUUGGAUUUGUCUGGCUUGCCUUUUGACGAGGCUAUUCGGUUGUUUCUUUCUGGUUUUCGUCUGCCGGGUGAAGCACAGAAGAUCGACCGCAUUAUGGAAAAGUUUGCCGAAAAGUUCACUUCCCAAAAUCCCGACCUCUUUCCGUCGGCCGAUACUGCAUUCAUUUUGGCUUUUUCAGUCAUCAUGCUGAACACUGAUUUACACAAUCCCAGCAUCAAACCCGAACGGCGGAUGACGGUUGAUUCAUUCGUUCGGAAUAAUAGUGGUAUUGGCCAAGAUGGUGGUGACUUACCGAAGGAAUUCUUGGAAGAAAUUUUUGACAGAAUCAAAGAACAGCCAUUCAGUCUGAAAGAAGACGAUGCCGCGCGGGAAAAAGCAGGCGCUCACAAGCAAAUCUUCGAUACAUCUGUGUUUUUUGAACGCUCAACAUUCUCGAGAUCCACAGCUGAUGACAAAAAGCGUGAAAUGUUCAAAAAGGAAAAAAACGAAAUGAUGGCUGUGACUCAGCGUCUAAUUCGGCGUCGCCCUGACCAGAACAACCGCUCACAGGCGACUUCACUGACGGAUACUAUUUCUCCUUCGGACGUGGUAAAACCAAUGUUCGACGUGACAUGGGGACCGAUGAUAGGGAUUUUGUCGCAAGUCUUGGAAUGUUCCGACGAUGAGCGUGCCGUGGCCGUUUGCUUGAACGGUUUCGUGUACGCUGUCCGCAUCGCUGCGCACAGUAAGAUGUCUCUCGCCCGGGAUACAUUCGUCUCGUCGCUUGCGAAAUUUACCUUUCUCGGUUCAUUGAAAGAGAUGAAGCGGAAGAAUGUGGAGAGCAUUCGGACUUUAUUGAGCAUUGCUGUCAUUGACGGCGACUUCCUUAAUGAAAGUUGGGGGCCGGUGCUACAGUGUAUAUCGCAAUUAGCUCGCCUGAGACUCACAGCGUCAGGCCUCGACUCAGACGAGUCCUUUUUGGUCGAAAAAGAGAAAGCAAAGAAAGCUGCGACUCCUAAUCGUGGUCGUGAAGCAGAAGAGAGUAAUGGCCGCGCCGUACUGGAAGCGGUCCAGGAGGUUUUAAUUUUUAAGGUUUUCUCUUCCUCCGUGAGCCUUUCAGCGAAAAGCCUCGGUCACUUUAUAUCCGAACUCAUCGCUGUGUCUGAAUCUGAAAUUGCUGGUAACUCAAAGCAAGGCAUCACGGGCAUGGAGCCAACCGGAAACGGAACUGAGGCCACAAAGAAAAUCGGCGAUGGACCUGCGAUUUUCUCGUUGCAGCGUCUAGUCGAGGUAGCGGAUUAUAACAUGAACGUACGUCCCCGUCUCGUUUGGGCUCAAAUAUGGGUGAUGAUGGCCGAUUAUUUUGCAAAGAUAGCAUGCCAUGAAAACGCUUUUGUCAGUGUGUUUGCAAUUGACUCGUUGAAACAGUUGAGUUUCAAAUUCUUGGAGAAACCCGAACUUUCGGAGUUCAAUUUUCAGCGUUUGUUUUUAAAGCCAUUUUUGGUUGUAAUGGAAGAUCCUUGCAGCAGAGAAGACGGACGCGAACUUGUUCUGCGAUGUAUCGACAAUAUGAUUCGGACGAAAGCCUACAAUCUUCGCAGCGGUUGGAAGGUUGUAUUUUCUAUAUUGACCAGGUCAGCAACAGAUCCAAGUGAAAAGAUUGAUUACCUGGGGCUUGCAACUCUUCAGCGCUUACUUGACGACCACCUGAAUGAUUUAUUCAUCCCUCUGGAAGACACUACAUUGGUAAAUGAUCUCGAAGCCCUAUCAGCUCUGGAACGUCGAAAUCGAAAUUCAAACGUUGACGACUUUGUCGGGCUCUGCAAGGCAUCGCUAUCUUUCGUACAGAGGGAGGAUACAGACUCGCCUAGACCUGCGGGAUUAUCCAUGAGAGCAUUUUGCCAUACUGCUAUUUAUUCUGAUUUACUAGCAGCGAAACGAAUUCUUCCUCCAGUAUCUGGUGAACAGUUUGAAGACCGAGAAGAGGCCGGCUAUACGUACCCGGAACUAGAUAGGACUGAAGCCCUUGAAAUGGUUCUUUGGCGACCACUGCUUGAAGGCUUAGCUGAUGGCAUUCGUUCCACUUUAAGAAGUAGCGCGGGUGGUGUUGGCUGCAUUAUUCAACGAGGAAGUGUUUUAGCCUUACGAGCUAUCUUACUCCGACACGGACAUAUCUUCUCGACUAAUCAAAUUGCCGCCAUUCUCAAAUAUACAGUAAUUCCUGCUAUUCAGGCCGGCGCGGAAGCAGAUAAAGGUUCUGUUGUCAGUGUCACGUCGGAAUCACCUUCUAUUUCCAACAUUGAUUUUUUGGUCGAUCCAUAUCCUAUUCCACCCCCUCCUGACGAUGUUUCACUACUUCGUUUUGAGGCAAUGAAUACAACCCCUCACAGUCGAUCUUUGGGCCCAGCCGAAUUAAUGCUUGAGGCUAGUUUCUCCGACUUGAGACACUGUGGUGACGGAGACCUACGUCGUGCCUUUAUCUUGGCAAAGAAAGCUGCUGCUGUCGCUCCGAAGGUCAUCGAGCAAGCUUUCCCAGACAGUUGGAUUGCAACUACUGCGCCGGUGGCUCUGGGACUCUUAACUGAUAUUGUGAGUGAACUUUGUCUCGAAAGAGGGCUUGACGGGCGUGAAAAAGUUUGGUCUUUAAUAUGUAAUCAGUACACACUUUGGUAUCUUGGCCGUGACAAUCCAACAUGGACUCCAUGCGAAGCGUUGGUGCGAAUCGCAUGUCAAGAAAUGCGUCGCUUUCCUAAGCGCUUGGCGGAGUUUUCACCGAAACUUGAAAGCAGUGAAGCCACCGCAUGGUCAAUUUCUGUCUGUUUGCUUUUUUCUAAGCUACUUUCGGAAAGCUCGCGAAUUCAAAUGGACACAUGUAAGAGUUUGGUGCAUCGCAAGGAGAAAGCGCUUGUUGUGCAGAAGUCAAAAGACACGGACACGGACAGUUUGGAUGAUGUUGACGAUAUUCCAAUCACAACUCCGUAUGGAAAAGGGCUCAUAGUUAAGAACAGAAACGAUCGCUAUCGUGCAGAGAUUGAAGGCGGGGCAGAUAUUUUCUUGGAGAUGAAUGUUAUCUCUUUGGAUUUUGGCGCAUCCCUCUUCAGUCCAGUUGAAGGGUCGGUCCGAAAAGUGAUUCCCCUAGAGGACGACAGAGACAUAUCAUCGGUGCCAAGCACAGGUCAAGAUCGACUUCGUCUCAGCGGCGGCAUCCCCCGUGAAGUGAAUGUGCCGAAUGCUUACUGGCAAGAGCUUGUCCCCAUAUUAAAGAUUCGAUGCGUCGCAGCUCACUGUCUUCAGGAAUCAUUGGCAGUACUCAUCGAAGAUUUUGUUCUCUUCUUACCCGAAAAUGUAGUGGUAGAGCUUCUCAAGACGCUGAACGGGUGUAGGGCGGCAGCACAGGAAGCAGCACGAGACGAGGAUGUUGCCACAGCGUUCCAGGAAGCGUUGUUCCAUGAUUGGGGAGACGGUGUUGCCGAAGUGGAGCAAGCCUUGGAGAGUGCAGCUAGGCUUUCUCACUUGCAUGGCAGCGCGAUGUUCUUUUUGGCCCAAGAAGCCAGCGCAACUCAGGCAUUGGUGAGUCUUCUGUCCCCUCUAUAUUUGCAUAAGCAAGGUAGAGGAACCCUGCAAGUAGAGGAAUGGGGUCGCAAGAUGUUCGCGGAACCGCAUGUCAUGGCAGCAAUUAAAGAAGUCACAAACAAAUUCCUCGAGUCGGAAGAGAAAGAUGGUCAUUUAAUCGACCCGAAUGUCUGGCGUAAUCUCCAAGAAAGCGGCGGCAAAGUCGCCUUAUAUUGCACUUUCUUUGGAACAGUUGUGGUCAAUCUUUUGAAACUCAUUCGCUCUGUUGAAGAAGAUCAAUUUUCCUUGCAUCUCCAGGAAUUCUUUCCGAUACUGUGCAGUCUUGUUCUUGUUCAGAGUGACGAGAUCCGCAAAGCUGUACAAGAAAUACUGCAACUCCAGGUCGCUCCAAUGUUACAAGUGAAAGUAUAGUAUAAAAAUGCAAGUACUACUACAUCGACAUGUCU